AUGGUCUUCAAGCCCUUCAAACCCCCUCUGAUGAGGAACAGUGUGUCGAAUCCAAUCGAAAUCACUGAUGAACCUAGCCGUCCUGCCAAAAAGCCUCGUCUCGACGAUGAGCCCACUACCGUUGCACAAUCGACUCCGCCGGCCAGCCGAAAGCCACUUCUACAAGUCAAUAAUCGAGGAGCAGAAAGCAUAAAGCAGGAAUCGCUCAGUGGACAGUCCAAGAAUGAACCAUCAGAUGAAAAAUACUUCAAUGUCCUCUGGCGCAAACCGACCGCCAAAAAACACAAAACAUGGGAUGGAGAUGGAAUAAUAUCCGUACGACGAGGAAAUGUAUACCUGCGAGACACAACGGGCAAAGAGAUGGGGCGAAGGGUGCACGAGACUCCCAUCGAGCCCGGAGUAUCCUUCUCGAUAUCCGGCAAAGAAGUCGAGGUAGAAUCUGAGAUUUCUCGCGAAGAGUACUACUCCAAUAGGAAAUUCCUCGAAAGCCCGAAACCGGCACCGACGGAGCCUGCUCCUGCGAAGAAAGAGCUGCCUGCGCGCAAGAAAGGCGAAGCGUCCAAGCCAACAGCAGCUGAGCGCACAGCAUCGCUUAAACGCUCAAUUGCCUUGGUCACAAAUCCAAAUGCCAAUCCCGGAAAUGCACCGGGGACAUUCGCGGCUUACAAAAAGCCUUUGUUGGACAAUACUGUUAUUCCCAAAGCCCCCGGGAAAGUCGUGCCGCGACAUGACCCGAAGGCAGCUGGUGCGUUGGUCAUGCCGCGGCCGAAGUCUGUUCCGAAGGGAAGACAGGUUGUUGAUGUCGUUGUCGACCCGUUCUUAAGCAAGAAUCUGCGGCCUCACCAACGUGAGGGUGUUCAAUUCUUGUAUGAGUGUGUCAUGGGUAUGCGCGACUUUAACGGCGAAGGCGCUAUUCUUGCAGAUGAUAUGGGACUGGGCAAGACUUUGCAAACUAUCACACUGCUUUGGACGCUGUUGAAGCAGAACCCGGUCUUCGAAGACCCCCCUGUCAUCAAGAAAGCAUUGAUUGUCUGCCCUGUUACUCUGAUCAAUAACUGGAGGAAGGAGUUCCGCAAGUGGCUGGGGAACGAGCGAAUCGGUGUCUUCGUAUUCGACGAUAAGCGCAAGCGUUUGUCGGAUUUCACCAGGGGCAAAGCUUACAGUAUCAUGAUUGUUGGAUAUGAAAAGCUGAGGACCGUCCAAGAAGGCUUGGCUAAUAGUUCUGGCGUUGAUAUCAUCAUCGCAGAUGAAGGCCACAGACUCAAGACGCUGCAGAACAAGAGUGGUCAGGCGAUUCAGUCACUUAGUGCUAUAAAGAGAGUCAUCCUUUCAGGAACACCCAUUCAGAAUGAUCUGAAGGAGUUCUUCGCUGCUGUGGAUCUUGUCAACCCCGGGAUUCUGGGCAACUUCAAGUCUUUCAUCAAGGAGUUCGAGACCCCAAUCGUGCGGAGCAGACAGCCCGAAGCAACAAGCAAGGAUAUUGAAAAGGGAGAGUCUCGGGGCGAGGAGCUUCGUGAACUGACCUCGAAAUUCAUGCUUCGUCGCACAGCGGAUAUUUUGGCCAAAUACUUGCCCCCCAAGACAGAAUACGUGCUCUUCUGCAAACCGACCCGCCCCCAAGCAAACAUAUACAAGGCUGUCCUUGCCUCUCCCGUGUUUCAAUAUGCAAUGGGUAACACCGAAAGUGCCCUGCAGCUCAUCACAAUCCUCAAAAAACUCAGCAACAGCCCUUCCCUCCUAUCCGCUAAGAACAAUGACGGCUCCCCCAAUGCAACCAUCACCUCUCUUCUCGAAUCAAUACCUCAACCCCUGCACCGUCAUCUUUCCGCUUCAUCAAGUGCCAAAGUCCGCGUCCUCGAUCAGCUUCUCGACACAAUGCACAACAAGACAGACGAAAAAAUAGUCCUCGUCUCAAACUACACAUCAACACUUACCCUUCUCGCAACACUCCUCUCAUCUCUAGGCCUUCCAUAUCUUCGUUUGGACGGCAGCACGCCGGCCCAAAAACGCCAAGGCCUGGUAGAUGACUUCAAUCGCCUCCCCGCAUCACAAUGCUUUGCCUUCCUUCUUUCCGCAAAAGCAGGCGGAACAGGCCUCAACCUCAUUGGCGCGAGCAGGCUAAUUCUCUUCGAUGUCGACUGGAACCCAGCCACAGAUAUCCAGGCCAUGGCGCGAAUCCAUCGAGAUGGCCAGAAACGCCCUUGUCGCAUCUACCGCGUACUGCUGAAGGGUAGUCUUGAAGAAAGGAUCUGGCAAAGACAGGUUACCAAGCUCGGACUUGCCGACAGUGUUAUGCAGCAGAGCAACGGCGGAGCACAAUUCAGUGCGUCUGAGCUAAAGGACUUGUUCCGUCUUGACGAAGAGCGCGCUUGUCAGACACACGAGCUGCUGGCCUGCCAGUGCGGCGGAAGAGGUAUUGCUGAUACGUCUGCUCCUGUCUCUGGCGCCGCGACGCCAGCAGAUGCUGGUUCUGAUGAUGAUUUGUCGGAUCCCCCUUCGGAGGAUGAGUGGGAUUCCGAUGAAUCUGUGCCUAGCUUCCAGUCUAUGCUACGGGCCUCUGAAGUUGAUAUGGAGAAACAGGAACGUGAGAUUCGGGACGGUACGUUCCGUGCUAAAUCAAAGGGGAAAAAAGGUAGCCAUGACAAGUCCAAGAGUCAGAAGGAGAAGAUGCAUCAGUCUCUGGCUCAGUAUGCGCAUAUCGAUCCUACUCUCUUGAAUCCUGAUGCUGAGGAUGAGGAGCUUGACGCUGCUAUCGAUGAUGAUGUGCUUCUCUCUAUGCUCAAGGAUGAGUGCAACUUGGUGGGCUAUGUGUUUAAGAAGACGAAUAAUGCGGAGAUGGGAGGUUAG
Molecule: messenger RNA, 2847 nt
Organism: Penicillium brevicompactum
Lineage: Eukaryota; Fungi; Ascomycota; Eurotiomycetes; Eurotiales; Aspergillaceae
Product: DEAD/DEAH box helicase
Exons: 2
Coding region: 1-2847 (948 amino acids)
Biological process (GO): double-strand break repair via homologous recombination; reciprocal meiotic recombination
Cellular component (GO): nucleus
Molecular function (GO): ATP-dependent chromatin remodeler activity; DNA translocase activity; ATP binding
Source: RefSeq, a predicted model, not a curated record